CAGGUUAGAAAGAGAAGCCCGGUCGGUUGCUGCGAGAAGCACACGGUGGCUUGCUUGGGCCUCCAAUCCAUCAGCCAUCAUCAUCACCUACCUACCUCUCCAAUCACGAUCUCAAUCAAAUAUCCAACCAGAGAGCUGCCUGGCUGGCUGACAAGGCAUGGACCCCGCCGCCGAUCCCCUCCUGCUCCCACCCCCAGCCAAGCAGCAGGAGCCUCCUCUCGCCGGCGUCUCCGACUACCGCGGCCGCCCCGUGUGCAGGGGGAACUCGGGGGGAUGGAGAUCCGCGCUCUUCGUAGCGGCCGUUGAGAUCGCCGGCAGCUUCGCCUACUUCGGCAUCUCCGCCAACCUGAUCACCUACCUGACGGGCCCCCUGGGGCAGUCCAACGCCUCCGCCGCCGCCUCCGUCAACGCCUGGUCGGGGACGGCCAGCCUCAUGCCCCUGCUCGGCGCCUUCCUCGCCGACGCCUACCUGGGACGAUACAAAUCCAUCAUCAUCGCAUGCUCCCUCUACGUCCUGGGGUAUGGCAUGCUGACUCUGUCGGCCACGCUUCCGGCGCUGCGGCCGGCGCACUUCUUCUACGUGUCCCUCUACCUCAUCGCCGUGGCGCAGGGCGCCGACAAGCCCUGCGGCCUGGCCUUCGCCGCCGACCAGUUCGACGCCGCCCACCCCGAGGAGCGCGCCUCCCGGGGAUCACUCUUCAACUGGUGGUUCUUCUGCAUGGCCGUCGGCAUCUCCGUCGCCGUCUCGGCGGUGGGCUACAUCCAGGAGUCGGUCGGCUGGGGCGUUGGCUUCGGCGUGCCCUGCGCCAUAGUGCUCUGCGCCUUCACCGUCUUCCUGCUGGGCACCCCAACCUACCGCCUCUACAACUGCAAGCACCAGUCCUCCUCCGAGUCCCCCUUGCUCCGCUUGGCCCGCGGCCUCCGAGCACUACUAUUCCGACGAGGCAGAGGCAGAGGCAACCAUGCAGAAGCAGAGGACGCCCGGUGCGUGCUCCGCCUUCUCCCCAUCUGGGCCACCAGCCUCGCGUACGGCGUGGUGUACGCGCAGAUCAUGACGCUCUUCAACAAGCAGGGCCGCACCCUGGACCGCCGCAUCGGCCCAUUCGACCUGCCGCCCGCCGCGCUGCAGGCGCUCGGCCCCCUCAGCAUCCUCCUCUUCGUCCCCGUCUACGACCGCGCGCUCGUCCCCGCGCUCCGCUGGGCCACCGGCAACCCGCCCGGGCUCACCAUGCUGCAGCGCGUCGGCGCGGGCAUGGCCACGUCGCUCGCCGCGGUCUCCGUCGCCGCGCUCGUCGAGGCGCGACGCCUCGCCACGGCGCGGGACCACGGCCUCGUCGACGACCCGGCGGCCACCGUGCCCAUGACCUGGGCCUGGCUGGUGCCGCAGUACGCCAUGAUGGGGGUGGCCGACGUGCUCGCCGUCGUCGGCCUGCAGGAGCUCUUCUACGACCAGAUGCCCCACGGCCUCCGCAGCCUGGGCCUGGCGCUCUACCUCAGCGUCAUGGGCAUCGGCGGAUUCAUCAGCAGCAUGCUCAUCUCCCUCAUCGACGCCCUCACCGGCAGAAGUGGCCGCGACAGCUGGUUCGCCGACAACCUCAACCGCGCGCACCUCGACUACUUCUACUGGCUGCUGGCGGGGCUCAGCGCCGUCGAGCUCGGGCUCUACCUCGCAUUCGCGCGAUCCUACGUCUACAAGCCCCCCAGCACUUCUUCUUCUUCUUCUUCUUCUUCUUCUUCUUCUUCUUCUUCUGUCUAGCAAGCAUCAUCACUGUGUAUGUAUUCAGCUGCCACUAUAUUCUGUGGGAAAGAAAAGAAGGAUUAUUGGAGCUCUCAAGACAGGUUGCAGCUUGCAAAGCAGCAGCAGGCAGCCAAAGUUGCCUCUCUGUCUGACUGUCUGGAUGUACAUCUUUUUAUUGAUCCAUUUGUCCCUA
Molecule: messenger RNA, 1931 nt
Organism: Setaria italica (foxtail millet)
Lineage: Eukaryota; Viridiplantae; Streptophyta; Magnoliopsida; Poales; Poaceae
Product: protein NRT1/ PTR FAMILY 5.10
Exons: 3
Coding region: 158-1756 (532 amino acids)
Biological process (GO): transmembrane transport
Cellular component (GO): membrane
Molecular function (GO): transmembrane transporter activity
Source: RefSeq, a predicted model, not a curated record